GUCGACGUGGCAUGAUGUCAUGUGUGCGACAACAAGACCCGGAUCAAAACACGACAAAAGUAACAGGAGGCAAUUCCGUGGUUAGGUGAGCUUUGACUACGAGGCCUUAUGAAUACACGUCGUCGCCACGGCCCCCGGAGCAAUGAGGAGGGGGUGUACCUGGGGCCGUCCCAGACACAGGCCCACCUGCAGCAGCAACAGCAUGCACCAGCAGACGCCCCCCUGCCGUACGCGCCCCCUCCUGCGGACUUUGGCAGCGGCUCCUGCCGUGACCGCACCACUGAGUUCCAGUCCGUGUGCCGCUCUCUGCAGAGCCGACAGAAUGGCCUCCAGCCCAGUAAACCAGCCCACAGUCCUGUCAGGCAGCACAGUGACUUCACUCUUUAUGCAAAGCGCAUUGGGAGAAACUUAAGUAAUACCUUUGCCAAACUGGAAAAGCUGACAAUGCUUGCCAAAAGCAAAUCACUUUUUGAUGACAAGGCUACUGAAAUUGAUGAGUUAACACAUAUUGUGAAACAGGACAUCAACCAUCUGAACAAGCAGAUAGCGCAGCUCCAGGAGCUGGUGCGCUCCAGAGGGAGACAAAACGGCCGCCAUCAGCAGACACAUUCCAACACCGUUGUGGUGUCACUGCAGUCGAAGCUGGCAGCCAUGUCAAACGACUUCAAAUCGGUGUUGGAGGUCAGGACAGAGAACCUUAAAGAGCAGCACAAUCGCAGAGAGCAGUUCUCUCAAGCCCCGUCUCAGUACAAUCCCAAUUCAGCUCACAACUUCAAUGCAGGGAACUCAUUGCUAAUACAAGAUGAGUCCAAGCAGCCAGGAGACGUGUCCAUCAAUAUGGACUUCCGCGCCAGUCAACAGAUGCAGCUCAUCAACGAACAGAACUCGUACAUCCAGAGCCGGGCGGACACCAUGCAGGACAUAGAGACGACCAUCGUGGAGCUGGGCUCCAUCUUCCAGCAGCUGGCCCACAUGGUCAAGGAACAGGAGGAGACGGUACAGAGGAUCGACGCCCAUGUAGACGAAACCAGCUUCAACAUAGAGGCGGCUCACACAGAGAUCCUGAAGUACUUCCAGUCGGUAUCUAGCAACCGCUGGCUGAUGAUCAAGAUCUUCCUGGUCCUCAUCAUCUUCUUCAUCGUCUUCACCGUCUUCUUAGCCUGACAGCUGUCUGGGAAACAACACAUGCUCUCAUCCCGACGUCUCACUUUUCGAGUCAUUGACCAGGUGGCAAUAUUUGGCGCCAAAAGUAGGCCAUUGGUGUCAAAAAGUGACACUAAACUCAAAAGUUCCCCCUUGUGGUAACAUUACUUUACUCACUGUUAGGGUUAGGGAGGGGUCAAGGUCUUCCUGUCCGCGUAAAUUUGCAACGCACAAGGCGUAUGCCCCUGAGGUCAAAUAUUGCUGCUUGGUUAAAUGGUAUUGAAAAAUGAUGGUGUGAGACUGUGGGUGGAUUCCAAUCUGCGGACUUCCGUCCUCCCUUGAUCACUUGCCUGUUUGUGACCUCAUGAUGAUGUCACUGUCGACAGAAAAUGAAUUCAAUAUCUUGCAAAAUCACAAUUCUAAUGUCCUUUUCUCAUUUGCAAUUGGGAUGGUGAAUGAAAAACAGUCCCCCAAAAGUUGUUGGGGCUAGGCUGAUGGCUGGGAAACUUUCUUGUCUUCUCCACGGAGUAGGGGCCAGGAGGCGGGGCAAGGCCAUACGCACAAGUGGAGGAUGGGAGUGUGCAUAUUGGAAUGCACCCUGUGUUGCUGGGAACCACAUGCUAAGGGUACUGGAUAUGGCAGAGGGUGUGGACUGAAGAUGUAUGAAGGCGAUGGACCAGGAGGGAGGUGGGCAGUGGAAGUAGCUGAGGAUCUGCUAAGCUAAAGCAGGUGUUUCUGCCUCUCUUAAUCUGCCGUGUCGUCAUGCCCGCAGUGGGUAGAAGCGCUCACCUGUUGUUGGGUCUUGCUUAUGUGCUGCUGUUUUCCUGUGCAAUCACUCAGAUCAGAUGUGAAUGAUUUCUGGUAAUUGAUUAAAGGUGAGGCGAUUCUCACAGAUUUACUUGUUAAAUGUAGAACUGGACCAGACAAAAAAAUCAUGUGCUGUUCUUGUUACAAAACAAGAAUUAUGAAUGGAAAGGAAUUUUUUCCACCAAACAUUAUUAGUCCAGCUAUGUAUGUAUACUGUACGUGUUAUGUUUUUUUCUCCUUAAAACAUGUCUUGUCCUCAGUUUUAACUAUAAUUAUAUUCUAUUAGGGCCAUUUUUGUUGGUCUUAAAAAUAUUUUUUGUUUGUUUGUGGAGGAGCAAUGUCUGAUUUAAACCAUUUCUUUACUCUCUGCUGUUGAACAUAAUCGGCACUUUUCAUACACCACACUUGGAUAUAUAUGUACACUUCACUGAAUCAAUGUUUAAAAAAAAAGAGUUAUACAUUAUUUUUUCUAAAUGAACUCCACUCUUUGUUUGGCCAGCUGCCGUGUGUGUGUGGUGAAGGGGUUAAGGAGGCCAGUGGACAGUACAGUAUAAACGGUGAUGAGCGUUCCUGAUCCUCUUGCGUUAUCCCUGAGUCAUGCACACUCACUGUCAGCAAGAUUAGGGUUUGCAUGGCACAGGCACACACACAAAUAUCUUGGUGGCAUUACAGCACACAUGCGGGAGAGGUUUGCAAUCAGUAAUGUAUGGCCACUUGGGGACGGUGAAUUUUUUUGCCAAGCGUUUUGUGUCCUUUUGUUUUGUGAGUUAGAGCUGAGUGGCUUAGCGUUGUGGUUGAGGCAGGGGCGGUGCUAAUAGGGGAGGCAAGCAGGGCAUUUGCUCCUGGGCCCAGAGCCCUGUUGUAUUGAUUGUGGGGGCCCCCAUUAUGACUGGCAGGUGGAAUGGGGGGGCCCUAUCAGUGUUUUGCCCUAGGGCCCUGUGUUUUCUGCCACUGGUUUGAGAGUUUAACUAAUUGCACACCCGUCUGUCUCGCCUCCUUUUCUUCCUCUCCCUCCGGCCUAUUCUGUUCUUCUGGGAAGACUGAUGUCUGGAGGAUGGAGGGGGGGUCAUAUUAAACAUUUUCACCAGUCCAGUCAGACUGUAGAGUGCCUGCCCUUGUGUCUGAGAAGAAGAGAGAGGAUGUGUGAGUGUGUGCGUUGAAUAAUGACAUUUCUCAAAGUAAACAGCAAGCGGUUCUCGACAUUCUUGCUACAUUCAGUUUUUACACACAGUUUUUAUUUCUCUGGUUCUGGUUCGACCACAAGGUGAAGACAGGUGGUCUGUGUUUGUUUUAUGUUUCUCAGAGUAGAAUUGUUCAAUGUCUUGUUUUUCUUUUAUUUUCAGAAUAGCUAGCAGUGCCUGUGGGCAGAGGUCUCUGUGUACUUAAGAACAGUCUGUGUCAGAUCAUGAAUAGGACAUAGGAGACCACUAAGAGUUUUUGUUC
Molecule: messenger RNA, 3393 nt
Organism: Engraulis encrasicolus (European anchovy)
Lineage: Eukaryota; Metazoa; Chordata; Actinopteri; Clupeiformes; Engraulidae
Gene: stx5al
Product: syntaxin 5A, like
Exons: 11
Coding region: 109-1164 (351 amino acids)
Biological process (GO): vesicle fusion; intracellular protein transport; endoplasmic reticulum to Golgi vesicle-mediated transport
Cellular component (GO): SNARE complex; Golgi membrane; endomembrane system
Molecular function (GO): SNAP receptor activity; SNARE binding
Source: RefSeq, a predicted model, not a curated record